AGUUUAAUAUCUCAAUUAUUUUGGGAUCAACCCCUCAAAACAUAACUUCUCCGUUGAGGCUGAAUGAAAUUGAGAAUGGGCAACUUGUACCAGUAUGCUGUGAUCUUGUUGCCAAUCAUCCUGAUCAUCAAAUUCUUAUUCCAUGGAAGGCAGAGGCAGAGGUAUAGGCUGCCGCCAAGUCCAUUUGCACUUCCAGUAAUAGGCCACCUCCACCUCCUCAAGCCGCCGCUCUACCAAGGCCUACAGGCUCUCUCAUCCCAAUACGGUCCCAUCCUCUUUCUCCGAUUCGGUUGCCGUCCGUUCGUCGUCGUAUCCUCUCCUUCCGCUGUCCAAGAAUGCUUCACCAAGAACGACGUUGUGUUGGCAAACCGGCCUCGGUCGAUGAUUGGGGAUCACGUUACUUACAACUACACCGCCUUCGUCUGGGCUUCUUACGGCCAUCUCUGGCGCGUCCUCCGCCGCCUCACCGUCGUUGAGAUUUUUUCUUCCAACAAACUCCUGCUCCUUUCAACCGUCCGUGAGGAAGAAGUCCGUUACCUUCUUCGUCAGCUGUUUAAAGUCUCAAACGACGGAGCCCAAAAGGUGGAUAUGAGGUUAUAUCUCUCUCUUUUCAGCUUUAAUUUCAUCAUGAAAACGAUUACUGGAAAGCGGUGUAUCGGAGAGGAGGCUGAAGGAAUAGAGACGAAUAGGCAAUUUCUUGAACGAUUGAAGAGGAUCUUCGUUCCCACCACUACCACGAAUCUGUGUGAUUUCUUUCCAAUUUUGAGGUGGGUGGGUUACAAAGGGCUGGAGAAGAGUGCAAUGCAGUUUGGGAAGGAGAGAGAUGGGUACUUGCAGGGCAUGUUAGAUGAGUUCCGACGAAACAAUAGCGCAGUGGAGUGGCAAAAGAAGAGGACAUUGAUCGAAACCCUCUUGUUCCUCCAACAAUCAGAGCCCGAUUUCUACACGGAUGACGUCAUCAAAGGUCUGAUGCUGGUAGUGAUUUCUGCGGGAACGGAUACAUCAUCAGUGACCCUGGAAUGGGCAAUGUCUAUUCUGCUGAAUCAUCCAGAGGCAUUGGAGAAGGCGAGAGCGGAAAUUGACCGCCAUGUCGAACCGGGACACUUGCUAGAUGACUCGGAUCUUGCCAAGCUUCCAUAUCUCCGCAGUGUGGUCAAUGAGACGCUUAGACUUUAUCCCACGGCUCCUCUUCUGUUGCCUCAUCUGUCAUCUGAAGAUUGCAGUGUGGGUGGGUUUGAUAUUCCGCGGGGUACCACCGUGAUGGUGAAUGUUUGGGCAUUGCACAGGGAUCCCAGGGUGUGGGAGGAGGCAACCAAGUUCAAGCCAGAGAGAUUCGAAGGGAUGGAGAAUGAGGAAAAAGAAGCGUUCAAAUUCGCUCCAUUUGGUAUAGGAAGGAGGGCAUGUCCAGGAGCUGCCUUAGCUAUGAAGAUAGUUUCACUGGCAUUAGGUGGGCUCAUACAGUGCUUUGAGUGGGAAAGGGUGGAGGCAGAGAAGGUGGACAUGAGCCCAGGCUCGGGAAUUACCAUGCCCAAGGCUAAGCCUUUGGAGAUCAUCUUUCGGCCCCGCCCCACCAUGACUAGCCUCCUUUCUCAACUUUGAAUGCCUUUAUACUAUCCCACUUCUAAUAGAAUAAGAUGUUGCUAUUGCAUCAUGGUUAUCCCCACAGACAUUUGAAUCUUAUAUAUGAUACAUUUGAAUCAGGUAUUUAUAUAGUAGAAUAUUUUCUUGCAUCCAAAA
Molecule: messenger RNA, 1737 nt
Organism: Vitis riparia (riverbank grape)
Lineage: Eukaryota; Viridiplantae; Streptophyta; Magnoliopsida; Vitales; Vitaceae
Product: cytochrome P450 81C13-like
Exons: 2
Coding region: 64-1599 (511 amino acids)
Molecular function (GO): oxidoreductase activity, acting on paired donors, with incorporation or reduction of molecular oxygen; iron ion binding; monooxygenase activity
Source: RefSeq, a predicted model, not a curated record